AUGUGUGCUCAUUGUAAAAAAAAAAAAAAAAAAAAUACAAAUAGUACAGAAAUUCAGAGUAAAAAUUAUUAUAUUUCACUAAAUUUUUUUAAGGCAGUGAGACUUUUUGAAUCAUCUGACCUCCUAAAAGUUCACAUUAUUCAGUUCAUUUUUAUAUUAAAACUUAGGACUGCAUUUCUAUGGUUUUGUUUCAAAAGCUAUUUUCUCUGGAAAAAGUAUUACCCAACACCAGUGGAUCAAAUAUUUAAACAUGCAGAUGCUGGGUAUAUAAUUUCACCCUUGUGGUUUUUAGCCUCACUCUGUGGACCACUAAGACUUAGCUGCUACUUGAACAUAGUAAUGUAG
Molecule: messenger RNA, 345 nt
Organism: Pipistrellus nathusii (Nathusius's pipistrelle)
Lineage: Eukaryota; Metazoa; Chordata; Mammalia; Chiroptera; Vespertilionidae
Source: the annotation of a GenBank genome assembly